CCAGAGCAAGCUACCACUCAAACUUCACUCAUUAUAUAUAAAAGGACAACCCCCUCAUCCCUUCCCAACUCCAUCCAAACCCAUCUCUUCCUCUCCCCCAAUCACCCCAUUCUCCAAAAUGACCAGAAUCAAAGACUUCUUGGCCAAAAUGUCUGAUUCAGGCAAACAAAUAUCCAUCUCCAAGAAAAACAAGAAGCAACUCUUCAUAGCCCUGGUCGCAGCAAUCCUACUAGUUGGAGCUGUAAUCGGCAUUGUCACCGGAGUAAAGUCCCAAAACAAAAACUCCGGCGAAGACAGCGAGGCCUCCGCCGCCUCCCACGCUAUACUUAAAAGAUCAUGCAGCUCCACCCUCUACCCUGACCUCUGCUUCUCCACCCUCGCCGCCCCCGGAGCCAUCAAGAAAGUUUCGAGCCUGAAAGAUGUCAUAGAACUGUCCUUGAACAUCACGACCACAGCCGUGGAGCACAAUUUCUUCGCUGUCAAGAAGCUUUUGAAGUCCAGAAAGAAGCUCACGAAGCGCGAGAAGGUUGCUCUCCAUGACUGCUUGGAGAACAUUGAUGAGACCCUCGAUGAGCUCCAUGCUGCUGUUGCAGAUCUCCAUCAGUACCCUAAUAAGAAUAAGUCUUUGACUCAGUAUGCUGAUGACCUCAAGACUCUCAUCAGCUCCGCCAUUACCAACCAGGAGACUUGCCUUGAUGGGUUCUCUCAUGACGAGGCUGAUAAAAAAGUUCGCAAAGUUUUGGAGAAGGGGCAGGUACACGUAGAACAACUCUGCAGCAAUGCAUUGGCUAUGAUCAGGAACAUGACAGAUAAUGAUAUUGCAAAUGCCAGCAAAAUGAAUGUGAACCGGAAGCUCAAGGAGGAAGUGGUGGAAGAGAAGGAGUGGCCGGAGUGGCUGUCGGUGGCGGACAGGCGGCUGUUGCAGUCGUCGACUGUGACGCCCAACGUGGUGGUGGCAGCAGACGGCAGCGGGAAUUACAAGACGGUGUCAGAAGCGGUGGCUGCUGCGCCAGAGAAGAGCAGCACUAGAUAUGUGAUCAGAAUAAAGGCAGGGGUGUACAGAGAAAAUGUGGAUGUGCCUAAGAAAAAGACCAACAUCAUGUUUUUGGGCGAUGGGAGGACCACCACUAUCAUCACUGCAAGUAGAAACGUGGUGGAUGGCAGCACAACUUUCAAUUCUGCCACAGUUGCUGCGGUUGGGGAAAAAUUCCUAGCCCGGGACAUAACCUUCCAAAACACAGCUGGUCCAUCAAAGCACCAAGCCGUUGCCCUAAGAGUCGGGUCCGAUCUCUCAGCAUUCUACCGAGUUGACGUUCUUGCAUACCAAGACUCACUCUACGUUCACUCGAAUCGCCAAUUUUUCGAAGGCUGCUUAGUAGCAGGAACAGUUGAUUUCAUCUUUGGCAAUGCUGCUGUGGUGCUACAAAACUGUGACAUCCAUGCAAGGAAACCCGAUUCGGGCCAGAAAAACAUGGUGACAGCCCAGGGCCGAACGGACCCAAACCAAAACACCGGCAUUGUGAUCCAAAAAUCCAGAAUUGGAGCCACUUCUGACCUGCAGGCUGUAAAGGGCAGUUUCAAAACAUUCUUGGGUAGGCCGUGGAAGGAAUAUUCAAGGACUGUGAUCAUGCAAUCUGCCAUAAGUGAUAUCAUCGACCCAGCUGGGUGGCAUGAGUGGAGUGGCACAUUUGCCCUCGACACAUUGUUUUAUGGAGAGUAUGCUAACACUGGGGCUGGUGCUGGGACUUCAAAUAGGGUGACCUGGAAGGGCUUUAAGGUAAUUACAAGUGCCACUGAGGCUCAGACUUUCACACCUGGCAGCUUCAUUGCUGGUGGUAGCUGGUUGAGUUCAACUGGUUUCCCAUUUUCUCUUGGUUUGUAGAUUCUAAAUUAAUUAUUAAGCAUGUUUUUAGCUGGGGGGUGCUGUAUUCUUGUAAUUCUAGCUAAGCUGGUGUUGUUUGAGUGUGUUGUCCGGCCUUUGAUUGUAGCAUCACUUGAACUCCAUGUGUUAGUAAUUAAUAAGAGCAUCUUUUAUUUUGCCAUUAAA
This is a messenger RNA of Prunus avium (sweet cherry), 2047 nucleotides long. NCBI's taxonomy places the organism in Eukaryota, Viridiplantae, Streptophyta, Magnoliopsida, Rosales, Rosaceae. The record is from RefSeq and is a predicted model, not a curated record.